UGAUAUAUUUUAUGAACUUUGAUUAAUUUUUCUGUGAGUUUUAUGAUUCUGAACAAAAAUUUUAUGAUUGCAAAUGAUGGGAAUCAUCAAAGUUUUGUCAGUUCAACAAAUUCGCCGGUUUUUUACAUUUGUGAUCAGUAUCAAGGUUAUCUUCUCUGAGUCUCUACUAGAAACAUUAACUAGGAGGAUCUAGAUAUAUCAUGUGCCUGUAAUCACAAUUCUGUGCAUCUUGAGUGAAUUUUACCAAACGUUUUGUGUUUUUUCAUUCAUUAGCAGUCAGUUCAAUACACUUGUUUGAUGCAAAGCAGUCGCUAAUUGAUUCAUCGAAAUUUUGCAUCAUUUAAUCCCACCUGUACCCUAGGAAACUUCAGAUGAAAGUUGACAUGUAAUGACUAAAUUACUGAAUGAACAGAUCUAUCUGGUUAUAUAAUCUGUUUCAUUUCAUCCAAUAUAUUUAGCUUAUUUGAUAUUCCAUCAUAUUCAAAUAAUAUUUUUCCAUCGACCUCCGUAUCCGUAGAUUGUCGCCGUAUGUGAAUUCAUCUAAUAAUCGUGGUUCCCAAUAUCAUGAUAUCAGCGGUCAUACACAAACAUUAUGCAGAUUUUUCAAAUUCCCAUAGAUAUUUAAUUUAUAUCAUCGCUUACUUAUUAUUUGGGCUUGAGAGAGUAUAACUCCGUCUGUAGCUCUUCGAAGGUUACUUCCGGUCUCAAGCCCAGAUAAGGGAGGAGGGCUGAGAAUUGUGUCAGCAACCUCAAUCUUCUGCGCCCACCAAAUAUAGCAAAGAUGAUAAUAAAGAUCAGUUCUAUAAGGGGAUGCAAUCAAUCAUAGCGAAGUGCCCAAACAAAGACACCACCACUCUGAUGAAAGACCUAAACGCCAAAGUCGGAAAGAAACAGUUAUAAAGAUAUCAUGGAACGACAUGGGCUGACUGCGAAAAAGGAACGAGAAUGACAAGGGUUUAUCAAAUUUAUGUAAAUUAAACAAGAUAAUGAUUGGUGGCACUAUAUCCCCCCACAAAUACGUACACAAAACUACAUCAGUCACACCGGAUCACCCUACACAGAGCCAGAUCCAUGAUAUUUGUAUCAAUAAAAAUUCCAGAAGACUAAUGAAAGACGUGAGAAUCAAGAAAGGAGCUGACAUAGCUUCAGUUCAUCACCAAUUGGUUGUGGCCAAGACCAAACUGAAGCUGAAGAAACAUUGGACAACAGGACAAACAGCAUCACAAACGUUUGACAUAGGUUUCCUUCGAGACACUGACAAACUUCAUGAAUUCAAGAUCGCUCUCAACAACACGCUCCGAGUUUUGUAAGAUCUACUGAAAGAAGAAGAAACUACCAUGGAGAACAAGUGGAGAGGGAUGAAAGCGGCACUAAAUUCAACGUGUCGGGAGGUGAUGGGUCUCAAGAAGUAUCAUCAUUAAGAAUGGAUGUGUAUGGAAACCGUGGGAAAGAUUGAAGAAAGGAAGCUGAAGAAGACAGCCAUUGGCAACAAUGGAUGGAGAACAGAAAAAGUGAAGACGCAGACCGAAUACACGUAGGUAAACGAUCAAGUGAAGUGGAGCAUUAGAGACGACAAGCAGAACUACAUGUAAGAUCUAGCAACGACAAUGGAACAAGCUGCAGUGGAAGGAAAUAUGGGACAACUAUACAAUGAGGAAGUCAGCAAAGUAAUAUGGUAAAGAAGAGAGAGACCAGUCAAGAACAACGAAUAUAUGUCAAUCACUGGAAUUCUAGUAGAGCUUCCUUGACUAUGAGAGGGAGUUUGACAGUGUGGAUAGGGAACCUUAUGGAGCGUUCUCCGACACUAUGGUGUCAGUAGCUGAGAACAUUGUCAUCAACAUACGGAUUUCAUAUGACGGACCACAUUGCAAAGCUGUGUAUGGUGGACAGCUCACUAGUGUAUCCCGAGUAGGGACUGGGGUCAUACAACACUACCAAAUUUCCCCGUUUCUCUUUCUUCUAGUGGUUGGUUUGAUUGUGAAGACCUCAACAUGUGAGGGGAAGCACAGAAUACAAUGAACAGUUUGAAUGCAACUAGACUAUGUGAACUUUGCAAAUGACCUAUCUCUUCAAUUCCAUACACUGCAACGAAUGAAAGUGAAGACAACUAGUGUAGGUGCAUCUUUUUCAACAACAGAACUCAAUAUGCACAAGGGAGGAAGUUACAUCCUCAAACAACACAGAGAACGCCAACCCAACCACACUUGAUGGGGAUGCAUUGAAUGAAGUGGAAACUUUCACGUGCCUGAACGGCAUCAUAUAUAAACGGAGACUAUAUGAAGCAGACAUGAAGGUACGGAUAAACAAAACAAGGGCGACAUUUCCGGAUCUGAAGAACAUUGUUAACUCAAAACAUCUGUCAACCAACAUCAAAGUCAGAAUUAUCAAUGCAAACGUCUAGACAGCCCUAUUUUAAGUAGCUGAAGCUUGGAGAACUAAUACUGUAGUGGACAAGAACUUAGGUGGGGAAGACCAAUUUACUUCUCAAAGCAGUGUAUAAUGAAACAGAUAUAUAAUUAAAUCAAAGUCAUUCAGUGUAUUAACGGUUGCAAGCCAUUGUCAGAUUUAUUUCCUGAUGUUCGAUCCAUGAAAGGAUUAGUAAGAAAACUUCAUAAAAAUUUAAGCGGGAUGUGUAUAUCUCUUGGGAAUGAUAUUCCUAACUUCUUAAUAAAAUUCAAUGGCAAACUAUGUUUCUGGAUUCAUGGUGUUUGAAAAAGUGCAGUUAUUUUCAUUAUUUGAUAAGUUGUGGUACAGAAGAAACGUAAUUUAGAGUGCAAUAUCUCUUCUUGGUUUCAGAAAAGCGCGCAUGAUUAAGAGUUUGAAACUGAGAUUCGUAGAACUCUUCAUUUAUUGUCUUAUUACUUUCAAUAAUUUUAAAGUCAUACCUUAAUGUUAUGAAGACAUUAGUUAGUAAAAAAAAUUACGGCUUUUGCCAGACAGAUUAUUAUGAAUUGACUUUUAUUAGGCUCCAAUAAGAAUAAUUAAAACGUUCCUAGAUAUAUUUCUAAUAUGGGCAGUCUGUGUUAGUAGCCAUUAUUCAAAAAUACAAAGAAAAAUCUCAUUGACAUCACUUAACAUGAUAAGAAAAGCAACUCUGGUUUUGAACGAAAGUGUCAUAGAAGUAUGAAAAAAGUCAGUAAUCGGACCUGUAUAUCACGCAGUCGUCUUUCUAAAACUUACCAAUUGGAUGUAAUUAGUUAGCUUCAAUAUUGUUUAUUGAAAACGAUGCUAAUCAUUUGUACAUUAACGGUAGAAACUGAUCGAUUCACCUUUAGUCUGAACUCAUAAUAUUUCAUAAGUCUUUAUUUAUUGUAGUAAUUCGUAUCAUUGUAAUAAUAUAUAAUUUGGUUUCCCAAUACAAAUAUUGCUUUUAAUUGCUUGAAGUUAUCAGAAUUCAUAGAGAAGACAAAGAUAAACGAAUCUACUAUGAAAGGACUGUUAGUCGACUUAUUAAGUGUUGAUAAUCCACUACAAGUUCAAUAUUCAAUUCAGAGUAUACCAGUUAGACAGAAUACUUCACCUACGGAUGCAGAAUAUUGUAUCAGUAUGCUUUCAACCAACAAACAAAGUUUAUGUCUUUUUCAAUUCUCAUCUGAUAUUCUAAUGAAUAUGGAAAAUAGUUCAUUAACAUAUGUAAAUAAUAAACAAAUCAAUUAUCCAUUACCUUACAUAACUAGAUCAUUUACUCAACUUAAACCAGUAUUCAUUAUAAAAUGUUACAAAAAUAAUUGUUCAAAACAAUUAGAUUCAUCAUUUUUAAAUGAAAUGUACUUUUUGUAUACAUUUCAUUCAUCUAUAUGGUCAUUAAUUCUAUUAUAUACAUUAACAACUGGUUCAUUGUUAUUUGUGUUCGAGUAUACAAGACCCUCAAGUGAGAAAUAUACAAAAAUUUCACCUUCAAAUGAGCCAAGUUUAGGUUUAUGGGAUUCAUAUGUGUACGUUUUAAUGGGAUUAUUUUUACAAUCCUCAUACAAAUUGCCUAAAUCAUGGGGCGGAAUAACAAUCACUUUAUUCUGGCAUGCAUUUUGUUUAAUAUGCAUUAUUGCUUAUGCAAUUGGUACAUCAGUGUUGAUUUUCAAACAGUAUACUGAUAAUGACUUAAAAUAUCAUCCUUAUUUAAACAGCCAAAAUCAAACAAUCUAUUGUGAUUUAAAUCCAAAUUUAUGUAAAUAUUUUGAAAAAAGGUUCUCUUUUUCAAGGAAAUUGGUAAAUGGGAAAAUUUCACCGGAGGAGAUUAAUACGUCAAUGAUAAUAUUAACAGAUCAUAUUCAUGGUCAGUAUCUACAAUCAUUAAAAUAUCGAAAUACUGAUUGGAAUUACAUUAAGUUAGAUUGUAAAAUUGAAGAUGAAAAAGAUGAUGAUGAGAAUUUUUAUGACAGUGGAAAUUUCCAAGAUAUGCCUUUAAUGGAAAUGGGAUUUUUAACGUUCAGUGAAAAAUCACUUUGGGAAAUGAACGUAUACUUAAAAUACUUACAGGAUUCUGGAAGACUCUACAGUAUAAAACAUAAAAAUGAACCGGCAUUUGACUUUACAACUAAACUUCAAAUGCAUAAAAAUUUAUGCGUAACAAAAGAAGACAAAAAUUCGAAAAUCCCAAUACGUUUAAAACAAAUGAAUGGACCAUUGUUAUUUAUGAUUAUCGGAUGUUUAUGUGCUGUUAUGAUGCAUAUAAGUGAAUAUAUUUAUUAUAUUGUUAUGAACAGAUAAUUUUUCCAAAGAUUUAUUUCCUUGGAAGGAACUAUUCCUUCGUUUCAUCAUAGUGAAAUAUUGAAUAAUUGAAAACUAAUUGAUAUAUAAUUACAUAAACCAUGAUCUAUUGGUCAUCGUGCUCAGAUUACGAUGACUAAAAUUGAUUUACCAUAUAGUGAUGACUGAUAAGAGCUUGAUUUGCAAAUAUAUUAUUAAAACCUAUUUAUAUGAUUGAAUGUAUCAAUAGUAAUAAAUAUACUAUUUUACUC
Schistosoma rodhaini is the source of this 4958-nucleotide messenger RNA. Lineage: Eukaryota; Metazoa; Platyhelminthes; Trematoda; Strigeidida; Schistosomatidae. The record is from the annotation of a GenBank genome assembly.